Tetrahymena thermophila SB210 is the source of this 1239-nucleotide messenger RNA. RefSeq names its product MORN motif protein. The record is from RefSeq and is a predicted model, not a curated record. The transcript is spliced from 2 exons. Lineage: Eukaryota; Ciliophora; Oligohymenophorea; Hymenostomatida; Tetrahymenidae. Gene Ontology annotation, cellular component: cytosol.
AUGGGUAAUUGCAGUGGAGUUAACUGCUGCUCGAAAGAAAAUGAAUUAGUUUUAAAAAAUAAUGAAAAUGGAACAGCAGAAAUUACUACAUUAGAAAAAACCAAUUAGCGUAAUUAUGCAAAUGGAAUUAAUCACGAUGAAGACACAACAACAUAUGGUUUCAGCAAGGAAAAAGAUGAUACGUAUGAUCACAAUAAGCAUUCUUCAGGAAAUGAUAAUAAUUAAAGCCCUGGCAACAAGGAUAGAUAAGGACUUGAAUCCUCGAUAGCAUUAUUAAAUAGUAAAAGCAACAUUUUAAAAGAUCAAUAUUCAAAUAAAGCUGUUUCAGAUGAAGAUAAUUAACUCAUCAAAUAAACAUAAAGUUAAAAUUUUAGAAUGAAAUUAAAGUAAAUUAUAUUUGAAAAUGGGACAAAAUAUGAGGGAGAAUGGCUUUAGGGCAAAAAGUCAGGUUAUGGAAAAUAAGUAUGGCCAGAUGGGUCUUAUUAUGAAGGAGAUUGGAAGGAUAACAAAGCAAAUGGAAAAGGAAAAUUAUAUCAUGUAGAUGGUGAUAUAUACGAAGGUGAUUGGUUGAAUGACAAAGCAAAUGGAUAUGGAGUUUAUAACCAUAGCAGUGGAGCUAAAUUUGUUGGUUAAUGGGAAAAUGAUAAAUAGCAUGGAUAAGGCCUUGAAAUUUGGCCCGAUGGUACUCAGUAUGAAGGAAACUAUGUUAAAGGAAAGAAAGAAGGAUACGGAAAAUUAACUUUCGCAGAUAAUUCAUAUUAUGAAGGAGAAUUUUAAAACAGUGAAAUACAUGGAGUGGGAUAUUAUGUUUGGCCAGACCAGAGAAAGUAUAUAGGCUAGUGGAAAUAAAGUAAAAUGCAUGGCUACGGAAUGGUUGUUUGGAAGGAUUAAAGAUCUUAUGAAGGCUAAUAUCUAGAUGAUAAAAAGCAUGGCUUUGGAGUAUUUAAAUGGGGUGACGGCAAGAAAUACGAAGGUCUUUGGGAAAAUGGUAAACAGAAUGGAGUUGGAAUUUUUACUAACUCUAAAGGAGAAAAAAAAUAUGGGUCAAUGAAAGAAGGAAAGAGAGUUAAAUGGAUAAAUGCACAAAUUACAGAAGAAAGUGAGUGUUUGGAUAUUAUAAAAUAAAUUAGAGAUUUUGCUCAAAAACACAAUUUUCCAAAUUUUGAUCCAAAAAUUUAUGACAUUUAUAUUGAGACAUAAGUAUGCUUGCCUCCAGAAAUCUCAGCUAAGUGUAAAUGA